Ruditapes philippinarum (Manila clam) is the source of this 1308-nucleotide messenger RNA. Its product is annotated as CD2 antigen cytoplasmic tail-binding protein 2 homolog. Gene Ontology annotation, cellular component: U5 snRNP. Gene Ontology annotation, molecular function: protein binding. The coding region runs from base 80 to 1129 and encodes 349 amino acids. The record is from RefSeq and is a predicted model, not a curated record. The transcript is spliced from 6 exons. Lineage: Eukaryota; Metazoa; Mollusca; Bivalvia; Venerida; Veneridae.
AAUAUAUGCACCGGUCACAAAAAAAGAAAACGUUUUUUCCCAUUUGAAUUACAAUAUAGUUCUUUGGCGUUUCUCCAAAAUGUCAAAAAGAAAAGUUCAUUUUGAUGAUGCUCAUGUUGGACAGGGCGAUAGUACACGGCGUUUUAAAGAAAAACAUUCCCUUGACAGUGACGAGGAGGACGACGCUGUUGAAGAAAAACUGGACGAAGAUGAUAUCGAAGGACAGGAAGAAGGAGAUGUGGGAUAUGAUGAUGGUAUCAAGAUAACUCCUUUCAACAUGAGAGAAGAAAUGGAAGAAGGUCAUUUUGAUAAAGAUGGAAUGUACAUAUUUGAUAAGGACAAGGACAAGAUAAAAGAUGAGUGGAUGGAUAACAUAGAUUGGCAGACAAUAAAAGAAAGAGAAGAUAAUAAAACAACAGAGAUGAAUGAUGAUGAUAGUGAUGAUGAAGCUGAUAAACUUGAUCUAAAAUCUAUGUACAGUGAGAUGUUGACAUACCUGAAACCUGGAGAGACUGUACGUAAAGGAUUAAGGCGGUUAGGUUGUAAGAAAGGUAAACCAGUCUCGUCGAUGGACCGAUGGAAAGCCAAGAAACAGAAGAAGGAAGAAAGUGAAGAGGACAAACAAGCUGCUAAAGAUAAAGAAGACUUUCUUACACUCACCGGCCUCGCUGAUAAACUGCUGCAAAAUGGAAACAUGGACGUUUAUGAAAUGACAUAUGAGAAAUUGACAUAUGAACUUAAAAAAUUUGAUAACGGUAAAGAAAGAGUGUCCGUACCUGAAAAGAUAGACGACGAUGAUGCUUUAGAUAUGUUCGCUGAUGACAUUGAUAAAACUGAAACGGAAAAAAUUGGAAAAGAUUUCGGAAACGCUGAUUCUGUGAAGACUGAGUCAAAUUCAAAUGCUGACAAAUCAAAGGAAGAUAAAGAUACGGUACAAUCAAAUGAGGUUAUGUGGGAGUAUAAAUGGGAAGACAAAGAUGAUGAAGAAAUACACGGUCCGUACUUGAGCUCCGAAAUGUUAAAAUGGUCCGAGGAUGGUUACUUCAAAGCCGGCGUGUUUUGUCGCAAAGCUGGUACACAGAGUCAGUUUUACACGUCGAAACGGAUAGACUUUGACUUGUACACUUGACGUAGUUAUUAAUAUCAUGUUAAAGAAACAUUUUGUUACAGUAUCAUUGAAAUCUGAAAGACUUACGAAAUUAAAUGAACUUAAAAGAUCAUUUCUUAACCAGUAUAUUACAACAUUAUGUAUUAAUACACAAUUAGGCAGCAUAUAGUAAUGAUCUUUAAUAAAGUCUGGAAAUGUUU